Zeugodacus cucurbitae (melon fly) is the source of this 725-nucleotide messenger RNA. Its product is annotated as pre-mRNA-splicing factor 38A. The record is from RefSeq and is a predicted model, not a curated record. The coding region runs from base 66 to 725 and encodes 219 amino acids. The transcript is spliced from 2 exons. Lineage: Eukaryota; Metazoa; Arthropoda; Insecta; Diptera; Tephritidae.
GUAACUUCACAGUUCACUUUAGUAUUUCAAGUGUUCGAGGUGAAUAACGGCAUCUCGAAAACGAGAUGAGGAUAGCAAAGUUACAUUUACUACCAGCCUUGCUGCUAAUCGCAACUGUGAAACUGGAUAUAGUUGCUACUGAAAAAUGGAGCCCAAUUCAAAUGCUGCAAGCCAGCACUACACCAUGUCCGCCCAUAGUAACCUAUACCGAAAUAGUUGUUAAAGAUCCAACACCAGCACCAAGUACAGGUUCAACAGGACCAGGUGAUGACGGCCUAGGUGAUACUGACUAUGACCCUGACUAUACUGGCCCUGCUGGAGAUUAUACACUUCGAUCAAUUGAGCCGGAUUAUGAUUCACUACCAGUGAAUUCAAUUGGCCGUAAUGCCGAGCUUAACACAAUAAACGGUACUGAUUCUGCGCGAAAACAGCAAACAAUCGUCAUACGACAAGGUUCACCAGCACGACGAGGUUCACAGCGUCGGCGACGUCGUCCAAAUCGCAGACGACCAUCAGCUGAAAAGCGCAGACGUCGAAAUCGCCAUAACUCGAAAGAUCGCCGUAGGCGUCGCCGCAGAGGACAACGCAAAGGACAACGUAAAGGGUCACGUCAAGAGCUACGUCAAGAGCCACGUCAAGCAUCCCCUAGAGUGUUUUUACGCAGACAUUAUACAAAUAGACGAAAACUUGGUGAAAGCACUGCAAAAAACGAACAGCCUCAGUAA